GGCCUGUAAUUCGCGUGGACGCGCGCUCUGGAAGACCAUUAUACACACCCCCUUGGGGAAAACCGCCGUGGCGAAACUGGCUGCAGUUCGGUGUGCCGGCGUCGCCGACUUGCCAGAUAUCCACGCGUUAUUGCGCCGCGGCUGACACGUAUCUCGAUCCUUACUUUGACUUCCGUCCUCGUUUCUCAGAGACCGCCAGAAAGCGCCCUCGCGCCAUUUGUCAUCACGUUGAAACUUUCGUGAAAUUAUUUCCAACCAACCGACCAAGCAAGCAAGCCAACUUGGAAUGACGCCGUCGUCGUCGUCCCGCGGCCACUCGACAAUUAUCGAAAUAGAUUCUCCCCUCCUGGCCCUCGGUCUUUCUGGCCCAAGUUGACGCGCUAAUUUUCCGCCGAAAUCGCGCGGCGCAAGCGGGGCGCCGAUCGAUGGAGGAGAGUUUUGCCGCGCCGAGGGCUACUCGAGCGCUUAUCGGCGCAGCGCGCUUGCUUACGCUCGAUUAUCGGCCCUUUUGCACGACUGAUCCCGUGACCCCGAGAGAGGGUCGUACGUGGGGCGGUAUCGCAUACGUGUGCACGCGCCUAUCCCUUUGAACUUCCUGGCCUGGGUGAGGCAGAAAGAGCAAAACGCCGGUAGAUAGAGGAGAGAGAAGCCCCGUCCUUUCCGCCCUCGAGAAAAUCUCGUCGGCCGAUGAGAAAGCGUGGCACGGUUAGUCCGACAUUGUUAGCCCCGGAGCGCGGAGCCAUUGACGUGCGGUUGUCGACGGACGUUCGAUACGCGGAGUGACGACGUUGGCCGCGAUCAGGUCGAUCGGUAUCGCUUGUGUUAGCGUCGUUAUCGUCACGCCGGAUCGGUCCUCGCGAAUCGAUCGCUCGCGAAUAACGCGAGCAGCCGCCGACGCGCUGCUCGGCGCCGAUCGGCCGUGCGAUAUUUCGACACGUGGCGCAACGACGCGUGUCUGUGUGUGUAUGUGUAUGCACGCGCGCGUGUAUUUACUAUAUUAAAUAUAUACCUGCACGCGGAUGUGCAGAGGAAGGACAGAGAGGGAGAAUCCGCGAAAGGUGGGCGGCGAGUAGGCUGAAAUACUUGACAGAGCCGCGCUCGGCAGUCUGGCCGGCGCGUCCGUGCCUCUUGAACGGACGGAUGAAUUAAUUAUUGGUGUCGGGUGAAAAGAGCGUGUGAUUCGUGCCAUGGAUCGAAAAUAACGACGACGGCGGUGCGCAGUGUCGACAGUGCUGUUCGCACGAGGAAAUCAACCGGUUCGGAUCUUAUCAACGUGACAACCGGACGAAGAAACUGCCAUGGCCAACACCUCCACCGAUCUCUCGGAAGAGGAUUUAACGUACGGAGAGGGCGGCCACAACUGGCGGAGCAUAGUUUUCUCGCUGCUGGUCAUCGGCUUCGUUAUCGCCGGCAUCGUCACGGCCAUUUAUCUCCUCGGGUACGUCGACGAGCUGCUGUACUGGAGCGGCAGGCGUCUUACGUUGGACGAGUGCCUUCGUGAUGACCUGACACCGCACAGGUUACCACCGACCUGGAUCUCCCACGAAAAGUUCGUCUACCAAGCCGACGACGGUUCCCUCACUCUCCUGGACACCAGCAACAAUAUCGUGUCCCUCUUAGUCUCUAAUCAUACGCUUAGACAACUGAACGUUCAGGGCUUCGAGUGCAGCUCCGACCUGCGUUAUGUACUGUUCAGGCACAAUGUCAAGCCGGUCUUUCGAAACACUUUCACCGCUCAUUACACCGUCUAUGAUGUCACGAAUGAUCAUCACACACCCCUUCGCUUGUUGGCGUCGCGACGUAUGCAACAGACGCGACUGCAAUACGCUACGUGGUUGGGCAACACGUCCACCAUCCUGAUGAUCUCCGAGAACGACAUUUAUCUCAGGAUGACGCCCGCCGCGACGGAGGACAUCCGUUUGACUGAUACAGGCGUGCCCGGGGUGAUCUACAACGGCGUUCCCGACUGGCUGUACCAGGAGGAAGUGCUACCGAGACCACAAGCGACGUGGCCAAGCCCGGACGGCACACAUAUCCUCUACGCCACGUUCAACGACACCCAAGUGAGCGCAUUGCAGUUUCCGUGGUUCGGCACGCAGCUGGGUCAGGACGGUGCCAGCUUGAGUCCCUUGGGCGCAUCCAGGAGGGGCUCGUUCCCGCCCUCUAGGUCGAUCAGAUACCCGACGCCGGGUUCGCCGAAUCCGGAGGUUGAGCUCUGGCUCAUGGAACUUGGCAAUCUCAGCGCGGCGAACUACAACGGCACCGGGAACGUCACGUGGCCGAACAAAAUGAAGCUGAAGCCGCCGCCAUCCUUGGACGAACUAGAUUACUAUCUGAUAUCGGCCGGCUGGGUCGGCGAGGACGCCUCGCAGAUCGCGGUCGUCUGGAUGACGAGGAUGCAAAAUCUGUCGGUGGUAUCAGCUUGUCGCGGUCCCACGUGGGAGUGCGAGGAGACUCACUCGGAAAGGGCGCCUGAAGGACUGUGGCUGGACGCCCAACCGCAUCCUCUCUUCGCUCCGGAUGGUGACAGCUUCCUGCUGCUGGCCACGGUGCAGGAAGGUGACAAGGAGCAUUUCACGCAUAUAAAACACGUCACGCUCACCCAGCAGAGAAUAGCGGUGCUCUCUCAUGGCCGCUACGAGGUAAGCGAGAUCUUAGCGUGGGACACUAAGGCGCAUCUCGUAUAUUAUCUGGGCACCAGAGAGAGGAGACCUGGCCAGAGACACCUGUACGUAGUGCGCGAUCCCACCGCGGACGAUCCUCGUCAUUUCGAGCCGUUGUGCGUCACGUGUGACCUCGGCGAAGUUCUUUGGAGUAGUAGGUUCUACUACACCAAUUGCACGCACUUCGGCGCAUCCGUGAGCCCGCCGGUCAGCGACAGCACGCAGGGUCACUACGUGCUGCACUGCGAGGGUCCCGGCCUACCUCUCGCCGCUGUGCACAUGAUGUCGUCGCAUAAGAUGCUGCGCGUACUGUACGACACGAGGAUCCAACGCGCAGACAAGCUUUCGGAACUGGCACUGCCUACCAGACGGAAUUUCGAGGUGCCGUUACCCCAAGGCUGGCGGGCGCAGGUGCAGCUGCUGCUGCCUCCCUCGUGGCGGGAGGAGCUCAGGGACGCUGCGUUUCCCGUGCUCGUCGAGGUGAACGGUCGUCCGGGCAGCGAGGCGGUCACGGACAAGUUUCGGAUAGACUGGGGGACUUAUAUGUCCAGCCACAACGACGUGGUCUACGUGAGACUGGACGUACGAGGCGCCCGGGGUCAGGGAAAGAAGGAUCUCUUCAGGAGGAUAGGCGGCGUCGAGGUGCAGGAUCAGCUUACAGUGUUGAGGCAUCUUCUCAAGACGCUCAAGUAUCUCGAUAUUACCAGAGUCGGUGUCUGGGGAUGGGGUUACGGCGGAUACGUGACCGCUAUGGUCCUCGGCAGCCAGGAGAACGUUUUCAAGUGUGGUGUCGCGGUCAAUCCGAUUGCCGAUUGGAUGUACUACAAUUCUGCAUUUACGGAACGAGUUCUCGGCGCCCCUGCGGAUAACUACAAGGGUUACGUGGAGGCUGAUCUCACGCAACGGGCGAGAUUGGUGCCCAGUCACAGCCUUUACCUUCUUCACGGUCUAGCCGACCUCACAGCGCCUUAUACGCACGGCGUUGCCUUCGCCAAGGCUCUGUCCGAAGCGGGAGUCAUCUUUAGAUACCAGAGUUACGCGGACGAAGAUCACGCCCUGGCGGGUGUGCUCGAACACGCUUAUCGUUCCAUGGAGGACUUCCUCGCCGAGUGCCUCGCCUUGGAUGCCUCCUAGUGCCUCAAGCCGAAAAAUCCUUUGUUGUCUCUAGUGCGCCUAUUUCCGAUACAUCCAGAACGGACGUUAAUACGGGAAGUCGUCCUCGAGGUCACGGCAAUUAUUCUCGCGAGCGGAACGAUAUCCCGCAGGCCCAUUUAGGAGCCUGAAUUCGACGAAGUGAUUCAGGCCGCGGCAGAGCGAGGAAAUUUGCGAAGAAUAUCGCAAGAGGACGACGAUCGCCUUCAGCCCGGCGAUAUUUUCGCGUGUAUACGUUGUCGAACGACGUCGCUCCGCGCCUCUCACGCGGAUUCGACACGUCGAUAGUCCCGUAAUCCGCCGAAAAACGUGAGAAUCGUCAUCGAGCGCGGGAGCGACGCUGAUAAGUUCGACGAUGAUAUGGCUCGCAUACGAAGGUACGGCGAAGGUACCCCCAGAGGGAGAGGAAGAGAGAAAAAGAGAGAAAUAGAGGGGGAGAGAGAGAGAGAGAGAGAGAGAGAGAGAGAGAGAGAGAGAGAGAAAGACGCGCGCGUAUUUGUCGUGAAAUCGAUCUCGGGCGAAUCUCGAGAAGCGAAGGAGUAAACGAGGCGCGUGUUCGAAAGCGCAGACCGAAUUACUACAUGCGGAGCUUACCGACGGCUUGCAAAUUCAGCGUCGUACGUUCAGCGCCACCGAAGCGGCAGUGUGUCGCCCAGGAAUCGACGUGGUGCGUUUGCAAGCGCGUCAUUAACGUUUUGCUGUGUUCCAAGUCCCAAGGGCGUCCACAUAGAAAGGGCCUGAGAUUUCGUAGAGCGAUUAAAAUGACGGUGGAGAGAUUAUCACAAAUUGAAAUACACUUCGACGUACAGAGCUUAUCGGGAGUCUGCAAACUCGCGCUUCCCCCCUCGCUUUCAGUUUUUCACCUCUUUCGAUAAACGGAACCCGUCGGGUCGGCUCGAAUCCCAAAGUAAUCCCGAUUACCGAACGAUCGGUCCCCC
Odontomachus brunneus is the source of this 4753-nucleotide messenger RNA. RefSeq names its product inactive dipeptidyl peptidase 10. The coding region runs from base 1299 to 3797 and encodes 832 amino acids. NCBI's taxonomy places the organism in Eukaryota, Metazoa, Arthropoda, Insecta, Hymenoptera, Formicidae. The transcript has 12 exons. The record is from RefSeq and is a predicted model, not a curated record. Gene Ontology annotation, molecular function: dipeptidyl-peptidase activity; serine-type peptidase activity. Gene Ontology annotation, biological process: proteolysis.